This is a messenger RNA of Neopelma chrysocephalum (saffron-crested tyrant-manakin), 3132 nucleotides long. RefSeq names its product cullin 2 (gene CUL2). NCBI's taxonomy places the organism in Eukaryota, Metazoa, Chordata, Aves, Passeriformes, Pipridae. Gene Ontology annotation, molecular function: ubiquitin protein ligase binding. Gene Ontology annotation, cellular component: SCF ubiquitin ligase complex; Cul2-RING ubiquitin ligase complex. Gene Ontology annotation, biological process: protein ubiquitination; SCF-dependent proteasomal ubiquitin-dependent protein catabolic process. The transcript is spliced from 22 exons. Bases 131 to 2455 code for a protein of 774 amino acids. The record is from RefSeq and is a predicted model, not a curated record.
GCUUUGGGUAAUGGCAGCGCUGUGAGGACGGAGCGGGGCAGCGACCGCGGCCGAGGGCAGGAGCAAGGGAGGCCGGGCGGGGGUCGCUGACUCGGGCCCCGGGCCGCCAGAUUAACACUAAAGCCCCACAAUGUCCUUGAAACCACGAGUAGUUGACUUUGAUGAAACAUGGAACAAACUUCUAACGACGAUUAAAGCUGUUGUUAUGUUGGAUUAUGUUGAAAGAGCAACAUGGAAUGAUCGCUUCUCAGACAUUUAUGCUUUGUGUGUGGCCUAUCCUGAACCUCUUGGAGAGAGACUUUAUACUGAGACUAAAAUUUUUUUGGAAAAUCACGUACGGCAUUUGCACAAGAGAGUUCUGGAAGCUGAAGAACAAGUACUGGUUAUGUAUCACAGAUACUGGGAAGAGUAUAGCAAAGGGGCAGACUAUAUGGACUGUUUAUACAGGUACCUCAACACACAGUUUAUUAAGAAGAACAAAUUGACUGAAGCUGAUCUUCAGUAUGGCUAUGGAGGGGUGGAUAUGAAUGAACCUUUGAUGGAAAUUGGAGAGCUAGCUCUUGAUAUGUGGAGAAAAUUAAUGAUUGAGCCACUGCAGGCCAUCCUUAUUCGGAUGCUCCUCCGAGAAAUAAAAAACCCAAGCACUCCUCCUACAAGGCAAGCUGAAUAUCAACUUAAGCAUUUUUGUUCCAACACAACAGGAAGCCGACAAGAUCUUGAAUUUGAUCGCUGUGGAGAAGACCCAAACCAGAAAGUAAUCCAUGGGGUUAUUAACUCCUUUGUUCAUGUUGAACAGUAUAAGAAAAAAUUCCCCCUAAAGUUUUAUCAGGAAAUUUUUGAGUGUCCUUUUCUGAAUGAAACAGGGGAGUAUUAUAAACAAGAAGCUUCAAAUUUAUUGCAAGAGUCAAAUUGCUCACAGUACAUGGAGAAGGUUUUAGGUAGAUUAAAAGAUGAAGAAAUGAGGUGUCGGAAAUACUUGCAUCCCAGCUCAUAUGGCAAAGUGAUUCAUGAAUGCCAACAGAGGAUGGUAGCUGAUCACUUGCAGUUUCUACAUGCAGAAUGUCACAAUAUUAUCAGACAAGAGAAAAGAAGUGACAUGGCAAAUAUGUAUACUCUGCUUCGUGCUGUGUCAAGUGGUUUACCUCAUAUGAUUCAGGAACUACAAAACCAUAUCCAUGAUGAGGGCCUUAGAGCAACCAGCAAUCUUUCUCAGGAAAAUAUGCCAACUCAGUUUGUGGAGUCAGUUUUGGAAGUACAUAGUAAAUUUGUUCAACUCAUCAACACUGUUUUGAAUGGUGAUCAACACUUUAUGAGUGCCCUUGACAAGGCUUUGACAUCAGUAGUUAACUAUAGGGAGCCCAAGUCGAUCUGCAAAGCACCUGAGUUGCUGGCCAAGUACUGUGACAACUUGUUGAAGAAAUCAGCAAAAGGAAUGACAGAGAAUGAAGUAGAAGACAAACUUACAAGUUUCAUUACUGUUUUCAAAUACAUUGAUGACAAAGAUGUAUUCCAAAAGUUCUAUGCCAGAAUGUUGGCAAAAAGAUUAAUUCAUGGUUUGUCUAUGUCUAUGGAUUCUGAAGAAGCCAUGAUAAAUAAACUAAAGCAAGCCUGUGGUUAUGAAUUUACCAGCAAGCUCCACCGAAUGUAUACAGACAUGAGUGUUAGUGCUGAUCUCAACAAUAAAUUCAACAACUUUAUCAAAAACCAGGACACGAUUAUAGAUUUGGGAAUUAGCUUUCAGAUAUAUGUUCUACAGGCUGGUGCAUGGCCUCUAACUCAGGCUCCUUCUUCUACAUUUGCAAUUCCUCAGGAACUGGAAAAAAGUGUACAGAUGUUUGAAUUAUUUUACAGUCAGCAUUUUAGUGGAAGGAAGCUUACUUGGUUACAUUAUCUUUGUACAGGUGAAGUAAAAAUGAACUAUUUGUGCAAACCUUAUGUAGCCAUGGUCACAACAUACCAAAUGGCAGUGUUGCUUGCCUUCAACAACAGUGAGACUGUCAGUUACAAGGAGCUUCAGGACAGCACACAAAUGAAUGAGAAGGAACUGACAAAAACCAUCAAAUCUUUGCUUGAUGUCAAAAUGAUAAACCAUGACUCAGACAAGGAAGACAUAGAGACAGAGUCUACGUUUUCAUUAAAUAUGAACUUCAGCAGUAAACGAACAAAAUUUAAAAUUACAACAUCAAUGCAGAAAGACACACCACAGGAGAUGGAGCAGACCAGAAGUGCUGUAGAUGAAGACAGAAAAAUGUAUCUCCAAGCUGCUAUAGUCCGUAUCAUGAAAGCACGUAAAGUGUUGCGACAUAAUGCUCUAAUUCAGGAGGUAAUCAGCCAAUCAAGAGCUAGGUUUAACCCAAGUAUCAGCAUGAUUAAGAAGUGUAUUGAAGUUCUGAUAGACAAACAGUACAUAGAGCGAAGCCAGGCCUCUGCAGACGAAUACAGUUAUGUAGCAUGAUGUUGCUAUCCUGCAGGUAUGAUUGUAAGGAGAUCAUUGCUGUCACUGUUUGGUGUGUUCCUGUGGGAAGAGGCAGGCCUGUGCCUCCAUAAUUGGUCACUUGGCAGCCCCUGUUUUUCUGCUGUUUACAACAUCACCAGUGCCAUGUCAUGAGCGUCAAUGAAAAUGCCUAUAGAUAUUUCAAGCUCAUGUCAUUAUGACAUUUCUUAAAACUUUACUAAAAGAAUGAGUGAAGUAUUGCUGAAAUGUGAUGAAUUGGUUGGGUACCAUGCUUUUUUUUUUUUUCCCUCCCCUUUCACGUUUGCAGUUGAUGUUUUUUAAUGUAUCUUAAGACAAAGUAAAAAAAAAAAUCACACAAAAAACCUAAAUAUUGUAAUAUGACAGAUAACCUAAUAAUUGUAUCUACAUUAAAAUGUAAAAAAAAAAAAUGACGAACAUGAUACUGCUGCUUGUCAAAUAAAAAAAUAAAGUUAUAUAAUGUGUCUCGAAUGAUUGUAGAGCUGGAUAUAGCAUUAAUGUCUGUAAAUAUUAUUCAGGCCUGAAGAGUAAAAAUAAUGUUAUGUGUUUGGGGUUUGGAUAACCUCAGAAGUAGAUCUGACGUAAGAACUAAUUUAUAUAAAACUGAAUACCAGGUAUGUCAUGUUUGAUGUGAUUAUAAAAAAAAUAUUUAUGGUUAA